AUGAGGACGUUCGCAGGCAAGGUCUACAAGGGGCGGAGGAAGCACACGGGGCAGACGGUGGCGCUCAAGUUCAUCUCCAAGCACGGCAAGAGCGCCAAGGACAUCAGGAACCUGCGGCAGGAAAUCGCCAUCCUGCGGACCCUCAACCACGAGAACAUCAUCCUCAUGUUCGACGCCUUCGAGACGGACCGCGAGUUCUGCGUCGUCACCGAGUACGCCCAGGGGGAGCUGUUCGAGAUCCUGCAGGACGACCACAUGCUUCCGGAGGCGCAAGUGCAAAAGAUCGCCAAGCAGCUGGUCCAGGCCCUCCACUACCUGCACUCGAACCGAGUCAUCCACCGGGACAUGAAGCCGCAGAACAUCCUGGUGGGAGCGCACGGGCGCGUCAAGCUCUGUGACUUCGGGUUCGCCAGGGCCAUGUCCUCCAACACAGUCGUCCUCACGAGCAUAAAGGGCACGCCCCUCUACAUGGCGCCCGAGCUGGUCAAGGAGCAGCCGUACGAUCUCACGGUCGACCUUUGGUCCCUCGGCGUCAUCCUCUACGAGCUCCUGGUUGGGCAGCCGCCGUUCUACACCAACUCCAUCUACUCCCUCAUCAACCACAUCGUCAAGGACCCGGUGCAGUACCCGGCCGACAUCUCGCCCGACCUGCGGUCGUUCCUGCAGGGCCUUCUUCGCAAGGACCCAAGGCAGCGGCUCUCCUGGCCCGAGCUCCUGCACCACCCGUUCGUGAGGGAGACCGAGGAGGACCGGCUGCGGCAUCGAAACGAAGACGCCCACUAUACCCUGGGCGGUGGGGUAGGGCCGCCGCGGUUCAGGCUCGAGCGCUUCUUGCAGGAGCAGCAGGCGCAGGAGCAGAUACAGGAGCAGCAGCAGCAGCAGGAAGCGCGGGAACAGCCGGUGCCUGCUUGCGUGUCUUCUCUUGCCGGUGACGAAGAAAAGGAGGCGGCAGAAAAUCGCCGGGGCUCGGUGCUGAACGGGGGUGGUGGACCGGGAAUUGUCGGAGCGGCUAGAGCAACCGCUCCGGGGGCCGCCGACAAUGGUAGUGGCGGCGGCGGCGGCGGCGGCGGCGGUGGUGAGACCCCAAGAGGGCAGAGAAGCCCGGCAGACGGGAGGGAAGCGCACCGCAUAGAGAAAAGCACGCGGUGCCAGAAGAUCUCACCGCUUGUGGAGAAGGGUGGUGGUAGAAGCAGCUGCAGUGACGGCAGCUACAGCAGGCGUAGCGAUAGAGGUGGCGGCGGCGGCGGCGGCGGCGAAGACGGGAACCACCACACGGCUUCUUUGUACGAAACCGGCCGGGUUGACGACGCGGAGGAGUUGCCCGGUGGCGGGAUCGACGACGUAGCGUCUCUCGGCGGAGCAGCGAACGGCACCCACGAGGGCGAUCAGCACUGUGGUGGAAGUCCUAGGUUGGGUUUGGGUCAGGAGGACGAUGAGCGUUCUCCGUCGAACGGUUUCCCAAGACGAGAGAAAAUGGGCAAGCGUCCAGACAACCGCAGUACGUGGUGGAGCGAACAGGAGGCGGCGGCGACAGCGGGGGGGGGACCGGCGGGCUGGGAAGGCCAAGCGGCGGCGCUGCGCGUGGGCAGCACCCGCGGCUUCUUCGCGGCGUUCACGGACGUCCUGUCCCGAUCGACCGGGUCCGGGGGGGAAACAACACGCGACGGCAGUAGCGGCAGCAGUGACGGAGACGGGGGCACGGCGGCGGCGGGAGACCCGUUGCCGGUCCUCCGCGUCGCGCUCCGCACGGCCGAGCGGGUCGCCUCGGCCGCGGUGUUGUCGCUGUCAUCAUCACCGGAGACGGAGCCCGGCGUUGCUGCCGGGUCAAGGUUGGAGGAGGACGACAGCCCCGCGGUUCUGCCGCAGGGAAGGCCGUCGGAGGAGACAACGACGACGGUCAGGGAUGCUUCCGCGGUGGUGGCGGAGCGCUUCCUGCACACUCUCCUUCCCUUGGUGGGCGUGUGCGACGCCCUGCUCGAGGGGGACGUUCGUGCAGCCGGGGGGCGGGGACGGCGGCGAGUAUGCGGUCGGCCGGAGGAGGAGGAGGAGGAGGUGGAGGAGGAGGAGGAGGCGUGCGCCCUGGCGGAGGCGGUGCGGCUACUCGGGGUCAUGGCGCGGAUGCCCUGGUGGGUGCAGGAGGGGAAGAUUGAGGACGGCGAUGGUGAUGAUCAUCGCGACCGUCGACGACAACGUCCGUGCGGCGCCGGCGCCGGCGAUGCCGUGGUCGCGAGAGCGCGUGACGGGGGUCACGGAGAGCGCGCUAGCGUGGUGGGCAUUAGCGAAAGGUGGACGACGCUCUCGACUCUGACCUCCCUGCUGCGUCCCGAAACCAGCCCGGCCUACCCAGGAACGCCUGAGCAGAAGCUGCAGCUCCAACGCGCAGCGAUAGACUUGCUCUCCACCGUCGUCUCACGGGCUGGUCCAGAGACGACCGGCAUGCUCCUGGCACACCGCCUGCCGGCAGUACUCUGCCGGUGUAUCCUGAGGCGGCAUCACUCCCCGUUGGCCGCGACUUGCAGCACGGGAGCACGAGGCGGUGUCGGCGACGUUGUUAUCGUCAGCCCUGCUGCGGCUGUCUCCAGCGGGCGGCGGCGGCGGCGGCGGCACCGGCAGUGGUUUCCCCUGGCCCCCCCCGCCGUGCGCGUGCUCUCGCUCCUCGUUCAGCCGACGGGACCACAGUGGUGUCCGAUUCGCCCAAUGCCCCUCAGGGAGGCGGCGGCGGCGGCGGCGGCUGCUGGCCAGCAGCAGCAGCAGCGAUUUCACCUGGCCUCAAGUCACCCUCCGUCACCAUCGCGUGCUGCUGCGGGUCUCAACGUUGGCAUGAAGGCCGCUGUCGAUCUCGCCUCCUCGGUGUGGCGGCAGACGGCGCAGCAGCUGCUGGAGGACACUUCGAGCGGCGGCAACGGAGGUGGCGCAGGCGAAGACACCGGCGGUGGUUCUCGUCAUAGCGAUGGUGAUCGCAACGCCAGCUUCGCGGCGGUAAAAGAGAAAGACGGUGGCGGCGGCGGCGGCGGCGGCGGUGGCGACCUUGAUUUUUUCGACGAGGAGGCUGGACCGGGCCGUGGGUUUCGAGACCGCCGGGGUCCCCCGACCACCAAUGCCGUCGCGGCGCUCUGCGGCAUCAUUUGCGACGUGGAGGAGGAGGACGAGGACGAGGACGAGGACGAAGACAAGACGCGCUGGGACUCGCCGGGUUCGACUGCGUAUUACCGGGACGAAACCGCCACCGCGGCCGCCGCCGCUGCCGCCGCUGCUCCGUUUUGCGGCCAGCACGUCGGUCGCGGGAGGUCGUCUGAGAAGGACGGCGGCGGCGGCGGCGGCGGACGGGGGGAUACGACGCGGUCGGCCGCGCUGCGGGUGCUUCUGCACGCCUGUCGGGCCUCGCCGGGCGUGGCGCGGGCCAUCGUUGCUUUCGACGGAGGGGCGGCCGUGCAGGCUCUGCUCGGUCGGCUUUGCUUACCUCCUUCCUCUCGGGCCGGCGCCAAUCUGCCGCGUAGCCAUUGCCCCGCGGAGGAGAUCGCCAGCGGCGGCCAAGCAGCGGCAGGAGCGAGUGAUACAAGCGGACACACCGCCGCCGUAGAUCGCUCUUCCCCUUCCGUCGGCACGGCUCUUCUCCUCCUCGAGGCUCUCGUGGGGCACGGGGUCCUCAGUGGGGAGCACGUCUUCGGCUGCGUGACAACGGCGGCGUUCUGCCUGUGCGAGUCUGUCCCCACGGACCUCCGCGUGUUGUCGGCCGGGGUGGCGGUCCUCGACACCGUCUUGUCGAGAAGGAGCCGAGACGGUGGUGGCCGUGGCGGUGGCGGCGCUGCCGACAACAAAGGCGGCGGCGGCGGCGGCGGCGGCGGCGGCGGCGGCGGCGGCGGCGGCGGCGGCGGCGGUGGUGACCGCCGCGGGAGCGCCGCCGCCGCCGCCGCUGCUUGCGGGCUCGAGAAGGCGGCGGCCGCGGGACUCAAGGCCGCGUCGUCCUCUCGAGUCCUCGCGGCGGUGGAAGCGAUCCUGCAGGGGGUCCGUGAGGGGCAGCAAGCAGGGGGCGUCGUGCGGACGACGCCAACGCGGCGGCCUGAUGACAUCUGUGAGGGUUGGUCUUCUUGCUCGCCGAGAUUCCCAGGGGGAGCAGCGGCGACGGCGGCCGGGGUUGCGCGGCUUGACGGGUGUUGGUUUGGGGCUCCGCUGCGGGGCUUGCUGGACGCCCCCGCCAGCCUGCUUGCGCACGUAGUAGCGGGGGAGACGACGGGGACGGCGGUGCCGGCGUCCGUCGCCGCGGCUCCGAAUCGUGCCGUCCGCAGCCCAUCGCGAAACCCAGCGGCGUCAACGGCGAGGCCUGUGGCAGGCUUGCCUCACAAGCGGCUGUGGCUGCGGCUGCGCGAGCAGCUGGAGCGCGGGGGCUCGGGAGAGCUGUCCCCCGCCGGCCUCGCCUGCGCGCUGCGCUACGCGGAAGGCGUCAUCGCCACCGCCCCGACCGUGGAGGAUGUCGGGGUGCUGUUGCUCGGGGCGGAAGGCGGGGGAGGGGAAGGCGGUCUCAUCGCCAUGGUGUGCGCAAGCGUUCUCGAACAACGGCACCUGCGAGCAGUUCGAGAGUGGCCGCCGCUUGGAGGCGCCGGUGGCGGUGGAAAGGUGGGUGUUGCUGCCGUCGUGACGGCAGCGGUGGGCGCGAUGCUAGCCCCGCUGGCCGCCGAUGGAAACCGCGAAGCUCUCUUGGGGGUGCAACAAGCGAUGCACGCUCACGGGUUGGUGACCGCUCUGCUCGGGGCGACAAGGGUGCUGAGCCUUGGCAGCACCACCGACAGCGGCCGUCAUGCACGCGAGGACGAGGAGGCGAGAGCGGCAGGUGGGGUGCGAAAAAACGAGGGUUGGGACGGCGGCGAGACCAGCGAGCGAGCCGCGUGGACAGACGACUGCAGCGGCGCCCAGACAGAGGCCGCCCUGUGCGCGUGCGUCGAGCUCCUGUCGCGCCUCGUUCUCCUCUCGCCGCACUUCAGCCAGCAGUUCCUCGAGGAAGGGGGGCUGGACGAGCUGGUUUCCGCCGGGUCCAUGCGGGAGGACGCCUCCGCCGGCCUCGCCACCGGGGCGCUCGUCAUCGCCAGCCAGCUGGCCCGCUCCUCCGCGGACAACUACGGGAGGCUCCGCGAUGCCGGCGUGGUGGCCAGCCUGGGGGGACUCCUCGCGCACGGGGACCCCGCGGUCCGCGCCAAGGCCUGCAACCUCGUGGGAAACCUCUGCCGGCACUCAGCAUUCUUCUACGCGGCUCUGCAGGAGGUGCGGUACGGCGGCAGCGGCGGCAGCAGACCCGACGACAACGACAUUGACGAGGGGGUGGGGGGCGGAGAAGAGCUCCGGCUGGACGGAGAGCUGAGCAUCGCGGACCACCUGGUGGGCCUCUGCGCCGACCGGGACCCGUCCGCGCGGAAGUUCGCGUGCUUCGCCGUCGGAAACGCGGCGUUCCACAGUGACGCCCUCUACGCCCGCCUCGCCCCGGCGGUGGCGCCGCUGGUCGCCGCCCUAGACGACCCGGAGGAGAAGACGCGGGCGAACGCCGCGGGGGCCCUGGGAAACCUUGUCCGCAACGGCGGGGCCCUCGGCGGGGACCUCGCGCGGAGGGGGGGCGUAGGGGCCCUCCUCAAUCUCGCCGCGCGGGACCCGUCCCCGUCGCCGAGGAGGAUAGCUCUCUUCUCCCUCGGCACGUGCUGCGCCUACGUCCCAUGCCGGGAGGCGCUGGCGCUGCUGCUGGACGGGGAGCAAGAGGUGCCGCCGCCGCCGCCGCCGCCGCCUCACGGCUCGGGGGGGCGACCGGGGUGGAACAUUCACGGUCGCGAUCAUGAAGCGAUGCCGUUGCCACCGGCGGCGGCGGCGGCGGCGGCCGCGAGAGGGAUGGUUUCGCCGGGGUCGGGGCUGGACCGGCGGCUGUCGGAGCUGGAACGAGCGACGACCGGGGUCGGAGAUGACGUCGCUCGGAGGUACGUAGCGAGGCUGAGGACGAAGCUCUCGGCGCCGCCGCAAGCUUGACAUGGGCGUAGCUGGACAUUGCUGAAGCGGAGGACUUCUCUGUGUACACACCGCUGCUGCUGCGACUGUUGUCGUCGUUCGGUGCGCUCAACCACUGGUGGUGCUUGUGUGAUGGUGGAAGCGCGACCGCGUUCCUCUGUUACAGGAGCUUCCGCUGAUUUUGUCUCACGCAUGACUUUUUUCUCCUUUUGCAAACUUGUUUUUUAUCACUUGUAGCAGAUGAGUUAGGCUUUCUCCUGUGGAAGGAGAAAAACCUGCCGGACGCUUUUGUUUGUGGGGGCGCAAGCCUGGUCGCACUUUCUUUUCGUCACCGGGUGCUUGCUUCGUCUUUCCUUCUUCCAUGAGUUCUACCGUGCCGUCACCGUGGGGCCCUUGUGGGAAGUUAGUUGUUGAGAGGUCGGGAGGGAGAUGAGCCAUUGACUGUGAUGUGCUCGACUCGUUUUUUUCGCGAUACCUCCGCUGUGAAGGAACCGUAGGCCAUCGGUGAUCGGUCCU
This is a messenger RNA of Ectocarpus sp. CCAP 1310/34, 6498 nucleotides long. NCBI's taxonomy places the organism in Eukaryota, Phaeophyceae, Ectocarpales, Ectocarpaceae. The record is from the annotation of a GenBank genome assembly.